AUGGAGCAAGAGUCGGGUACGGAGUUCCCCGGGUUCCGAACCUAUCUUCUUCACCGAGACGAGCACACGUGCAGGAGACUACCUCCGACUCCGACCCGACUGCAGAGACGAGCCCCGUGUCCCCUGAAUCUCAACAACGGGUCAAAUCAUAAUCUGGGCUGUUUCAGUAUCGAUUCAUCUGCCUCCUCAUCCUUGACAUCUUCAGGUUCGGGAGCAAAUGAGGCGUCAGCCUCGUUCUAUGCCGGGAAAGAUCCGAUCCCUCUGCUUUCUCCGCUCGUGAUCAUGCCGCCUUCUUUGACGGAUAGUAGUACAUCUCGCUGA
Punica granatum (pomegranate) is the source of this 321-nucleotide messenger RNA. Lineage: Eukaryota; Viridiplantae; Streptophyta; Magnoliopsida; Myrtales; Lythraceae. The record is from RefSeq and is a predicted model, not a curated record.